Pseudogymnoascus verrucosus is the source of this 731-nucleotide messenger RNA. RefSeq lists its product as uncharacterized. The record is from RefSeq and is a predicted model, not a curated record. The coding region runs from base 91 to 621 and encodes 176 amino acids. The transcript has 2 exons. Lineage: Eukaryota; Fungi; Ascomycota; Leotiomycetes; Thelebolales; Thelebolaceae.
CCUCAAUCCAAUCCGAUCCAAAUCUCCUUAUCAUUUAUACAACCGGAAUCACCCAUAUAUCUAUCAAUUCACACACACCACCCAAGAACAAUGUCCCCGCUGCCACCCGCAACCACCCUCCCUUCCCUGCCCCCAACCGAUCAAACCCACAUCCUCGACCUGCUCUUUGAGCCCUCUCCCCCUCUACAUUCGCUCUCCCUCCCUCUCUUCACCCGCCCUGUUUCCUCCUACCCUGCCCUCAUCGCCGCCAUCCGCUCCCAGCUCACUGCACUCUCCACAUCCAGCUCCCCAGCAGACGCCAAGCAGCUCGAUGCAAUCCUAGGCGCCCACCCCCGUCUCGGUGCUAAGAAGGUGGAUAGCGCGCAGUCAGCUGCUGAGCAGGCGCAGUUAGGUGGUGGCGAGGAGGAGGCUCGGCAAUUGGCGGCGCUGAAUGCGGAGUAUGAGUCCAAGUUCCCGGGGUUGCGGUAUGUGGUGUUUGUUAAUGGGCGGGGGAGGGGAGAGAUUAUGAAGAAUAUGCGGGAGAGGAUUGAUAGGGGUGAUGGGGGACUGGAGAGGGAAGAGGGAAUUAAAGCAAUGUGCGAUAUCGCGCUCGACAGGACAGAGAAGCUAUUGAAUCAGUAGAGGGAAGGAAAUAAAGAAUAUAUCAGCCAAGGCCAAGUCUCGAGACAGACGAAGUGUGGGUAUCAAAACAGGAAUGUCAUUUUUAUCCUACUCCGUUCAUUCAUGCAGGG